UAAUUCUCAAAUUCUGUCUAUAUGAACAAAAGACGAGAUUGUGAAUACGAAUAUCUGAAUGUCUGUCGAAGAAGAUAUUUGUCUGAGAAGCUUAUAUCUACGUAUAAUAUCAACGUGUAGAAACAUACGAUGUUUAUAAGGACAAAAGACUAAAUAUCUGACAUCGAAUUAAGACCGCAAACAAUCAGAUUUUCUCAAAUGUACUGUAAACCAUCAUAAAUGUCAAAUGCGACAUCGUUAAUGAUUGUUUGUCAAGGCCUCAUUCUUGAUAGUGAGCGUGUAAAGCGAAAACGUUUUUGAAGAUAAUUCGCCUCUGCUGUGUCUUUUCUACAGAAAUAUGGCUACGGUUUCCAGUAAAGAAGAAAAUUUGCCUCAAAAGAAGCAGCAACAAUCUUUGAUUCGUAGCUUUAGCUGGAGACAUUCCAAUAAAAGAUCAAGGAUGGAGAGCAAUAAUCAUGAUGUUGGUACUUCUAAAGAAAAUAUCCAAAAAUCAGAAAAUAUGAUCUCAAUUGAUAGUAUUGAUGAAGUUGAUUAUCCAGCAAAUGCAAGUCAAGGCUCGUCUCGAGGCAUGUCUGAUGUUGAGAUAGAUGAUUCAAUACUUGAUAGCAAUAGAAGCUCCAAGAAACGAAAGAAGAAUGGUGUUUGGCAAGCUGUAAAAAGGUUUUUUAAGAGAAAAAGUUGUAAAACAUCUAAGUCUUUUAAUACACAACAUGAAGCAAGUUCUAUUACUCAACCGCAAAGAAGUCUGUCCGAUUCAAACUUGGGCCUCAAAGUGGGUGAAAAUAUUGCACCUUUUGAACAAGUUCCUGAAACACCAAUGGAUACCGAUUCUACUCCAAAAAAAGCAAAAAGUCAUGACUUGUUUCUAUCAGAACUUCGUUUGAAGCAGAAAACAUCCAUUGACAAAGAUGCAUUUUCACCAAAAAGCAAAAUGUGACAACUAUAGAUGUGGAAAUGAAAUCUUCAGAAAUUGAUUGGCCAAGUAGCCCUACGCAUGGAACUCUACUUCCUGGCUUGAAUGUAUCUCGUGACAAAAUAAAGAUAGCUCCUCGCCAUCGUCGCGCACCAACACGCAAGGUCAUUACUGCAGUUGUGAAAGAUGCUUCAAGCAAUGAAGGUGAUGAAACAAGACUUGAGCAGAAGAGAUUUCGGAUGGAAAAGUUGGAGAACGAGAAACUGGAGCUAGAAAAAAUCGAGCAGGAGAAAUGGAGCUAGAAAAAAUCGAGCAGGAGAAAAUGGAGCUAGAAAAAAUAGAGCAGGAGAAAAAAUCGAGCAGGAGAAACUGGAGGAGAUAAAGGAAGAAGAACUGAAGAUUGGAAAGGUUCGGAAAAAAUUUGUUCAGAAAUUAAGGAAUGAAAAAAUCGUCAUAGAUGAAAUGUUAGAAGACAAAUUGAAAGGAGAAGAAUCUAGACGAAAUGAGUUGUAUACAAAACGUAGAACACUGAAAAAAGAUGAUUUUACUAACGACAAAAUAGAGAAAAAUAGCGAAAAUGUCAUGGAAUUUGAUGUAACUGAGGAAGAAACCAAAGGAUUAAUUCAUCAAGACCAAAUUCAAGAAACUAAUGAAAGUGUUUAUAAGACAAAGACAACCGAAGUACAAUUGACAAACAUUCCUUUUAGAAUUCUGAGAGAUGUUCAACCAACUUCCAUGGACAUUGACAUUAUUGGUGAUGGUACUGUGAAGAAAGAGAGUGUUGGUGAUGGUACUGAGGAGCAACAUAGUGUUGGUGAUGGUACUGAGGAGCAACAUAGUGUUGGUGAUGGUACUCAGGAGCAACAUAGUGUUGGUGAUGGUACUCAGGAGCAACAUAGUGUUGGUGAUGGUACUCAGGAGCAACCGAGUGUUGGCCAUAGUACUGAGGAGCAACAUAUUGUUAGCCAUGGUACUGAGGAGCAACUGAGUGUUGGCCAUGGUACUGAGGAGCAACCAAGUGUUGGCAAUGGUACUGAGGAGCAACAUAUUGUUGGCCAUGGUACUGAGGAGCAACAUAUUGUUGGCCAUGGUACUGAGGAGCAACAUGUUGGCCAUGGUACUGAGGAGCAACAUAUUCUUGGCCAUGGUACUGAGGAGCAACAUAUUCUUGGCCAUGGUACUGAGGAGCAACAUAUUCUUGGCCAUGGUACUGAGGAGCAACAUAUUGUUGGCCAUGGUACUGAGGAGCAACCGAGUGUUGGCCAUGGUACUGAGGAGCAACAUAUUCUUGGCCAUGGUACUGAGGAGCAACAUAUUCUUGGCCAUGGUACUGAGGAGCAACAUAUUGCUUAUUGUAAUAGCAUACCUUCAUCUUCUCACAUAGAUGCAGAUAAUGAGAUGAAGACGAAAACAACGCAAGAAAAAAACUGAACUCUAUUGAUGAACAACGAUUUAUUUCUGUCAACAAGGAAAAUUUACAAAGUCCUGUUACCAGUCAUUUCUCUUUGAGUGACAACGUAUUUUUGUCUGAAGGUGAAGAAAGCCAAGUAAAAAGUCCUUUAAAAGCUCCCUUUGACAAACUAAAAAACAACCCAGACUCAAACGUAUUUGAAACAUUUUUGUCUGUUAGGCAAUCUAUAAAUGUUAGUCAAAAUGGGAUGGCAACAGUCAAUCGUCAGCGUCCAAAAAGUUUACACGAAGAAAGAAAAGUUCUCAAGACGAUUCACGUGUUGAUGUAGCAGUGUUAACUAAGGCGUUCGAGCGUUCUAGUAAAUCGGAAACUAUUUCUUACGGAGAUAGAAAGAAAAAACCUGAUUUACCACCCAAACCUUCAUUGUUUAAAGCUAAUAAAUCACGUACCCUUGAACGAAACUAUCGAUUCCCAGUUUCAAAGAAUUUGUCAUCAACUAGUACUACGACUGUAAAAUCAACGCCAUCCAAGCCUUCUGUAGUGGCAACCAAACCUGCACCUACAACAAGACAUUCCACACCUGCAGCCAGACCCAAGCCGUUGAUAGAACCAAGAUCCAGUCAUGCAUCAGUUGAUAAAGAGAACGAAAAGAUGCAGAAACCAAUUGAUACAAAAAACGUGAAAAAUGGUGUUUUGAAAGUAUUCUCAUCAGAACUACCAAAUGAACACUUAAAAAACGAGUUACAACAUGCCGAAACUGAAUUGCCAUCGUUUUGGGCAAGAAGAAAUAUGUUUUCUCCACAACAGAAAUCAAACAAUUUUAGUGUCACAACAGCCGAAAAAGAAAAACAUAAAGCACCUUUAAUACCAAUAAAGACAGAUUAUUGUGCUGUUUGUGGGAAAAAAGUUUACCAAAUGGAGAAAUAUAGUGUGAAAGAUUUCGUUGUUCAUAAAGCGUGCUUAAAGUGCUCUGUUUGUAAACGUUUGUUAUCUGUUGGUAACUUUAUUAUACAUCAAAAUAAGAUUUAUUGUAAAUUACAUGAACCACGUGUCUUAAAACUACUAUAGUUUAUAGAAUGAUUUGUUAUUUAUGUAAAGCUAAUUAAUCAGGCAACUUUGUAUACAGCACAGUGAAAUAUUUGUAGAAUAUUUUCACCGUUAUUAAAUUACUGAAAACUGUCAUUUAUAUUUUA
This is a messenger RNA of Xenia sp. Carnegie-2017, 3517 nucleotides long. Its product is annotated as SUMO-specific isopeptidase USPL1-like. Bases 1376 to 2344 code for a protein of 322 amino acids. The transcript is spliced from 8 exons. NCBI's taxonomy places the organism in Eukaryota, Metazoa, Cnidaria, Anthozoa, Malacalcyonacea, Xeniidae. The record is from RefSeq and is a predicted model, not a curated record.